Candoia aspera is the source of this 1805-nucleotide messenger RNA. It is a transcript of the gene URI1, whose product is annotated as URI1 prefoldin like chaperone. Gene Ontology annotation, biological process: negative regulation of phosphatase activity; negative regulation of transcription by RNA polymerase II. The record is from RefSeq and is a predicted model, not a curated record. The transcript has 11 exons. Gene Ontology annotation, molecular function: phosphatase inhibitor activity; chromatin binding; transcription corepressor activity. Bases 146 to 1666 code for a protein of 506 amino acids. Lineage: Eukaryota; Metazoa; Chordata; Lepidosauria; Squamata; Candoiidae.
GCGGCGGCGGCGGCGGCGGCUCCCCCUCGGGCCCAGGCACUCCGGAUGCGACUGCGAGGCCGGCGCCUGGCGCGGCACAAACAUUUCUAUAGGACUCACUCGCCCCGCUAAGGCCGCGCAGCCCAGCUCGGGCCGCAACCGCCCCAUGGAGCCCGCCGGCCCGGCCCCGCCGCUCGGCGACGCCCAGCUGGGCCGCCUGCGGGACUCGCACGGGAAGGUGGUCACUAGCUGCCAAGAAAAAAUUCAGCACUGGAAGAAGGUUGAGAGUGACUAUGAAGCACUUCAGGAACGGCUCAGUACGCUGCCAGACAGACUUUCAUACGAUAUCAUGGUCCCCUUUGGCCCCCUUGCGUUCAUGCCAGGAAGACUUGUUCAUACCAAUGAGAUUACAGUUCUUCUUGGGGACAACUGGUUUGCAAAAUGUUCAGCAAAACAGGCCAGUGGUCUAGUGGAACACAGGAAAAAACGUGUAAGAAAAAUGCUGGAUGAUUUGGGAAAAGUAAUGAAGAAUUUUGAAUCCAGAGUUGAAUUCACUGAAGAUUUGCAGAGGAUGAGUGAUGCAGCAGGCGAUUUUGUUGAUAUCAGAGAAAUAGCAGAAAGUGAUGAUGCUGAAACAAAAGGAAAGUGCAGAACUGCUCAUAAACCUCAUUCAAAACCAAAAACACGUGCUUUCGAGGCAAAUCUUCACGAGACUGGAACUGAUAAAAAACCCAAUGGGGACUUAAAAUCAGAAGAGGACCUUUGGGCCCGACUUGAUGAACUUGACAGGCAGGAACAAAUCCUUGGUGAACUCAACAGGAUUUCUGAUACUCGUGAUGCAAAUGGAGAAGGUGCCUCUUCCUCUGAAGAAGAGAGAGAGGACAAAAAGUUAAAUCUGGAUGUAGUUCACAAGGAAGAAGAACCUAAUACUCAGGGCAACUUUCAGAAGGAAGUAACCAAGUUUGAAUCAUUCAGAAGUCAGGUUAAUGGCCCAAAUCAUUACUGGAGCGAUGAUGAGGAUGAUUUAGCCAUUACUGAGAAUGCUGUGCCGACAAUAUAUUUCUCCCACACUGUGGAACCUAAAAGGGUACGAAUAAACACAGGAAAAAAUACUACUUUAAAAUUUAGUGAAAAGAAAGAAGAAGCAAAACGGAAACGGAAGAAUAGCAAUGGAAAUGGACAGGUGACUACGGAACUGCCAAACAUUAAAACACCAGCAGAUAUUUAUCGAGUCUUUGUUGAUGUUGUGAAUGGAGAAUAUGUCCCUCGUAAAUCAAUUUUGAAGUCUCGAAGCCGGGAGAAUAGUGUUUGUAGCGAUACCAGCGAGAACAGCACCACCGAGUUUGAUGACAGACGGGGAAUUCUGAGGAGCCUCAGCUUGGAUGAAGCUACCCAUAGUGAUAACAGUGAAGGCAUCUUGGAAGAGGAGGAGGAGGAAGAACAGGGGGAGCAGGACCCCCUUUCCAGAAAAGCACCUCCCUUGUCAGGAAUGCAUGAGGCUUUCUCAGGAACAGUUGUCGAGAAGGAACCUUUGUCACCCUCUUCAAUACCACAUCUAGUAAUUGCUCAUCCUGUCCUGCCCACCAUUUUGGAGCGAAAAUCUGAGGAAGUUCUCUGCGAGGCUUCAGAAGAAACAACAAAGAGAGUUUCAAAAUUCAAAGCCGCCAGAAUGCAACAGAAAAGCUAGCUCCCAUAUAAGCAGUGGACAUGGUUCAUUUUCAUGAAAUCGAGUGGCAAGAAAUGGCUUAUAUUUAGCUAGUAAGAUGGCAGAUUGCCUUGAUUUAAUAUUGUUCAUGCUUAGACCUCUUGUUGAUAUUUCUUUUUUU